Molecule: messenger RNA, 327 nt
Organism: Pyricularia pennisetigena
Lineage: Eukaryota; Fungi; Ascomycota; Sordariomycetes; Magnaporthales; Pyriculariaceae
Exons: 2
Source: RefSeq, a predicted model, not a curated record
CUUAACUGCUGGGCUUUGAUUCUAGAUCCCAACACUGCCGGUAGUACCGCCACUGCCCAAGGCGGCCAGGGUAGUUCUCCGAUCCAACAGGCUCCCGGCCUGCAGGACAUGGCGCCCAAGGACGCCGGUGCGCCCUUCAACGACGCCUUCCAUGACAGGCGUCAGAGCGAUGAAUGGGAUGCCUCCAAGGUACCCCCGAGCCGCUUCCAGAAGCGCAAGGGCUCCAUCUACUCGACGCCCGGCUCGCGCGAUGGUCAUGUAGACAGGAACACACAGCACAAGUUCCAUGAGACACAUGCCGAGAAGGGUUAUGGUGAGAAGAAGUAA